GGGCCUACGGAACACUACGGUCGGAAAAUGGCGCCCAGCUCGAAAUCAGAAAAGGACGGUAACAAACAAACGCAGAGAAAACACAAAGAACAUGUCGUCAAGCUUCUGAACCGUGGAAAGUUGUCUGGCCAGUAUUCUCAGCGCUUGUUCAGGAAACUACCACCGCGCGUCUGUGUUCCCCUGAAGAACAUAGUCAGCGAGGAGUUCCUCAGAGCAGGACACAUCUUCCUGGGGUUCACUAAGUGUGGUCGUUACGUGCUGUCCUACACCAGUGACUGUGGAGAGGACGAUGACUUCUCCUUCUACACCUAUCACCUCUACUGGUGGGAGUUCAACCUACACAGCAGACUCAAACAGGUGCACCAUGUGCGUCUGUUUACAGGUGAGGACAUCUACAGUGAUCUCUACCUGACAGUGUGUGAGUGGCCCAACGACCACUCCAAGAUCGUCAUCUUUGGCUUCAAUACUCGUAGCUCCAGCUCAGUGUUGAUGAACCUGAUGAUGAGUGAUGAGAACAACAGAGAUAUCUACAUCACCAUUGCCUCCAUGCCUCCUCUCAGACCCUGCUCUCAAUGCUGCCCUCCAAACACCUCUACCAUAUGCACAGGUAGUGGAGAGUGUCUGGAACAUGGCUAUAUGUUGAGCACUUCAGGGGCGGGGGGGCGCAUCAUCACAGACAUGUACGCUGCAGUGAGGGCCUUCAAAACUAAACUGUGCCUGUGGGAGAAUCAGAUGCUGCAAGGAAACCCUUGCCAUUUUCCCUGCUGCCAAUCCAUAAAAGCGCAGAUCUCUACCGCCGUGUUCCCAUGCGCACAGUUUGCUGAAAAACUCAGUGUUCUCGCCGCUGAGUUUAGCCGGCGAUUUGCCGACUUCGAUGCCCAGAAAUGCAAGUUUGAACUGCUUAGUAAUCCCUUCGCAGUUGAUGUGGAAAAUGCACCAACCAACAUCCAAAUGGAGCUGAUUGAACUCCAGUGCAACGACACGCUGAAGUCAAAGUAUGAUGCUGUGGGCGCCGCACAGUUUCCACGGUUCAUCCCUGACACAAUGCCUCAGCUCCGCACCCAAGCUGCUCAGAUGCUCUCCAUGUUCGCAGCACUUAUCUAUGCGAGCAACUUUUCUCCUCGAUGA
This is a messenger RNA of Oncorhynchus masou masou (cherry salmon), 1128 nucleotides long. Its product is annotated as DDB1- and CUL4-associated factor 15-like. Gene Ontology annotation, cellular component: Cul4-RING E3 ubiquitin ligase complex. Lineage: Eukaryota; Metazoa; Chordata; Actinopteri; Salmoniformes; Salmonidae. The record is from RefSeq and is a predicted model, not a curated record. The coding region runs from base 28 to 1128 and encodes 366 amino acids. The transcript has 7 exons. Gene Ontology annotation, biological process: protein ubiquitination.